CACCUCCACCCCCCGCGGCGAGGCAUUCCGUCGAACACCUUCCUCUCCCGCCGCCGCUCCCUUCACGCCACCGCGCGCGCCGCCCGUGCCCCCACGCGAUCCCUAGCCUUUUCCUUCCUCCUAUUUAUGCGACGCCUGCCCACUCCUGAAGGCAGCCGCGAGAUACCACCAACCAAAAUGGAGAUGACGACGCCCGCGGCGAGGAGCGGCGGCGAGGGGCAGGCGGCGGCGGCGGCGGUGCCGGAGGCGGGGGGACCUGAGAUCGCGUUCUUUGACGUGGAGACCUCCGUGCCGCAGCGGGCCGGGCAGGGGUACGCGCUGCUGGAGUUCGGGGCCAUCCUCGUGUGCCCGCAGCGGCUCGUCGUGGUGGGGUCCUACGCCACGCUCGUCCGGCCCGCCGACCUCGGGGUCGUCUCGGCGGCGUCCGUCCGCUGCAACGGCAUCACGCGCGACGCCGUCGCCGGCGCGCCGGGCUUCCGCGACGUCGCCGACGCCGUCUACAGCGUCCUGCACGGACGUGUCUGGGCUGGUCACAACAUUGUAAGGUUUGACUCGGCAAGAAUAAGGGAAGCAUUCGCUGAAAUUGGCCGGCCACCUCCAGAACCAAAGGGGAUGAUUGACACCUUGCCUUUGCUUACCCAGAAGUUUGGGAGGAGAGCAGGGGACAUGAAGAUGGCAAGCUUGGCGAAUUACUUUGGUCUAGGGCGGCAAAGUCACAGGAGCCUUGAUGAUGUUAAGAUGAAUCUUGAAGUUCUCAAGUAUUGUGCUACAGUUCUGUUCUUGGAGGCAAGUCUUCCAGGAGUGCUGACUGUUGAGAACCUGGUUGAACGUGCAAUUACAAGGAGCCAAGCUAAUGGAGCUGCUUCUCCUGAGGUGCCAAAACCUGCAGCACAGUCUUCGCCUGAUUCCUCGAAACGACAACGAACAGUUUCUCGAGUUGACAAUGCAAUCCAAGCUGGAGAUAAUCAACAACCAAUUGAUCCUGCAACAAACAAGGAGCCUGUUGAGUUGAUAUCCAAUAUCAAGGAAAUGACUUUAGAUGCCAGCACACAGAUGGAUGCAAGCUCUAGUGGUUUUUCUGGCUUCCUUGAGCCCGAUGAUGUUUCAAUUGAGUCCAUCCAAGUUUCUGUUCCUUCUUCCUACCGAUUGACUCGGAGGUCAUCUAUGAAGCACAAGGGUAGCCCACUCCAACUUUGUUGUGCUGGUCUGCAGGUCCAAUUUGGAGUCAGCUCGAAGUAUUUAGACAGCGCAGGUCGGCCAAAAUUGAACAUAUUGGUUGACAUUCCUGAUAAUCUCAGUAAAGUUCUAGAAUUUUGUGAUGGCAUAGCCCAGAGAUCAUCCCAGGAUUCUGGGAGCACUUCUGAAUGGAGACCAUUAAUUAAGAAAUAUGGUUAUGUUAAUCAUCCUACUGUGCGCCUACACAUCCCCAUUAUUGUCAGCGGUGAAGCUGCGAUCUACGGUACCGACAUAUACCAGAAAGAGGCUAGUGGCAGCAUUCAGAAGCUAGAUUUCAGCAAGGUAGAUGUCGCGGAGCUGGACCCAUUGUUUGUUCGAGGGAACAUGGUGGACGCGUUCUUCUCACUGGAACUAUAUGAUUACGAGCAAAACGCUGGUAUCCGUCUGGUUGCCAAGAAGCUGGUUGUACACUCCAAAUAGCAUCAGACUAACUGCUCUAGUGCUAGAAACUAACUCUCGCACUAAUUUAGUGUUGUUAACAAGAUGUAAAUAAUUUGAAUGUUGAUUAGAUCUGACCAGCAGGUGAUGUUGACCUUGAACUAGGAAUCCAUACGCUGUAAAAGAUAAACAAUGCCUCUGUGCCUUUAAUGCGUCUACAAUGAAAAUGUCACGGUGUUCUUU
Molecule: messenger RNA, 1857 nt
Organism: Oryza brachyantha (malo sina)
Lineage: Eukaryota; Viridiplantae; Streptophyta; Magnoliopsida; Poales; Poaceae
Product: protein NEN1-like
Exons: 6
Coding region: 127-1656 (509 amino acids)
Molecular function (GO): 3'-5' exonuclease activity; nucleic acid binding
Source: RefSeq, a predicted model, not a curated record